Messenger RNA from Clonostachys rhizophaga, 3447 nucleotides. The record is from the annotation of a GenBank genome assembly. NCBI's taxonomy places the organism in Eukaryota, Fungi, Ascomycota, Sordariomycetes, Hypocreales, Bionectriaceae.
AUGCCGAAGUCUCAGACGGUGAUAACGGCUGAGUACCCCAAGCAUCCCUUCUUGCUCACUGUCGAGGAGACCGCGCAGGCCCUCAACACCGACAUCGACAAGGGUCUGACGACAGCUCAGGUCAAUGAGCUGCACUCCAAAUACCCUCCAAAUGAGCUCGAUGUAGGGGGCACCGUGCCCUGGUAUAAGAUUUUUGCGAAGCAGCUCUUCAAUGCUAUGAUUCUGGUUCUUGUCUUUGCCAUGGGUCUUAGUUUUGGUAUCAAGGAUUACAUUGAGGGUGGUGUGCUUGUUUUCGUCAUCGUCCUCAAUGUGACCAUUGGUUUUUGGCAAGAGUACCGCGCUGAGAAGCGCAUGGAUGCUCUCCGCGCCCUCUCCUCUCCCAGUGCUAUGGUCUUGCGCGAUGGCAAGACUCAAGUUAUUUCUAACCCCGAAGUCGUUCCCGGAGAUAUCGUUCUGCUGAAGAUGGGUGACACCGUCCCCGCAGAUAUGCGCAUGUUCGAAGCUAUGAACCUUGCCUGCGAGGAAGGCCAACUGACCGGCGAGUCGAUCCCCGUCGAGAAGGUAACGGACAAUAGCAUUCUCGUCCCUGGCUCCGAGAACCUUGCUACUGAGGAAGGGGAGGUCGGUAUUGGUGAUCGAGUCAACAUGGCAUAUGCCACCACUGUUGUCCGAAAGGGCCGUGGCCGUGGUAUUGUUACCUUCACCGGCAUGUCCACGGAGGUCGGCAAGAUCGCCGCUUCAACCUCCAAGAAGACCCGCAAGGCUGGCCGCUCUAUGAACUAUAAGAAGUAUGGUAAGCGCCAGCCCGUCAUUGGUUUGUCCAAGCGUAUUUACGAUGCUGUCGGCAAGUUCCUUGGUCUCACUGAGGGCACUCCUCUCCAGCGAAAGCUUGCAGCCCUUGCCUAUGUCCUUUUUGGCUGCGCCUGUCUGCUCGCCAUUGUCGUGUUUGGUGUCAAUAAGUUCAACAUGCGCAACGAAGUCAUCAUUUAUGCGACUUCUCUGGGUAUUGCCAUCAUCCCUGAAUCGCUUGUUGCCGUCUUGACCAUCACCAUGGUCGUUGCCGUUACGGUCAUGCGCAAGGCCAACGUCGUUGUCCGAGAUUUGUCUGCCCUUGAGGCUCUCGGCGGUGUUACCAACAUUUGCUCCGAUAAGACAGGCACUCUCACCGAAGGCGCUAUGAUUGUCCGCCAGACGUGGAUUCCCGGUAACCAUCUGUAUACUGUUCAUGACUCUCAGAGCCCCAACGACCCCACCAAAGGACGUGUCACGUACUCUCAGGCUAAGAACGAACCUGUUGCCCCCAAGGAAGAGGAGAAGCGCGACUAUGACCAAGAGCGUAGCGCCGCUGUCCUGAAAUUCGAUGUUCCCGAUGAGAAGCUCAACCCCUCGAGGAAGCCCGAGCCUGAACCUGAGAUGGCUGUCGAAAUGACCGAUGCUCUCCGUGCCUUCCUUUUAUCGUCUGCUCUGUGCAACCUGGCUACCGUCAGAUUCGACGAGGAAGAAGAGAGGUGGCAAACAACUGGCGAGCCCACUGAAAUCGCGCUCCAGGUCUUCACCCAUCGCUUCAAAUCUGGCAAGAAGACCCUCGAGGGCAAGGGCUGGUCUCAGGUUGCUGAGUUCCCCUUCGACAGCGGCAUUAAGCGCAUGUCUGUCAUCUACAAUGCCCCUGAGGGAGAGAGCGGUUCCAUCAUUGAACAGAACAACAGCAUGGUGUUCACAAAAGGUGCUGUUGAGCGUGUACUUGACCUUUGCGACUACAUGGGCACCGGCGAGGCUCAACAGCCUGUGACUGACGAGCUCAAGGAGACCGUCCUCAGACAAAUGAAUGCUCUUGCUUCACAGGGGCAGCGUGUUCUUGCCAUUGCCUACCGCCCUUGGGACGGCCGAUAUGAGGCUAAGCCCACAUCCUCUGCCUCUGAGGAGGAGAAGAUCCGUGGUGAUGUUGAGAAGGGCCUAAUUCUUCUUGGUCUUGCUGGAAUUUACGAUCCCCCCCGCCGAGAGACGAAGCCCUCGAUUGCUGAGUGUUCCAACGCUGGUAUCAAAGUUCACAUGCUUACUGGUGAUCACCCGGAGACUGCCAAGGCCAUUGCCAAGGAAGUCGGUAUCAUCCCUAAGAACCUUGGUGUUCUCCCUGCCCAGGUUGCUGAGUCCAUUGUCCAAAAGGCUACCGAGUUUGACAAGAUGUCUGAUGAUGAGAUUGAUGCCCUUGAAGAACUUCCUCUUGUCAUUGCUCGAUGCGCUCCCGACACUAAGACCCGCAUGAUCGAGGCUCUCCGUCGUCGCGGUGCUUUCAUGGCUAUGACUGGCGAUGGUGUUAACGAUGCCCCCUCUCUGUCUCGUGCUGAUGUGGGUAUUGCUAUGGGUUCCGGUUCCGAUGUCGCCAAAUCUGCUGCCAAGAUCGUGCUCACUGACGAUAAGUUCAACUCGAUUGUUGCUGCUAUUCGUGAGGGUCGCCGCAUGUUCGACAACAUCCAGAAAUUCGUCUUGCAUCUGCUGACCUCCAACGUCGGUGAGGUUAUUCUGCUUGUUGCUGGCCUUGGCUUCACUGACCGCGAUGGCUUCUCUGUGUUUCCCGUCUCUCCUCUCCAGAUUAUUUGGAUCAACAUGGCUACAUCUUCCUUCCCUGCCUUUGGUCUUGGUCGUGAGCAGGCCGCCCGUGAUGUCAUGCGCAAGCCCCCUCAGGAUAAGAAGCGUGGUGUCUUCACUAACCAAAUCAUCGUUGAUAUGAUUGUUUAUGGUGUCAUCAUGGGUGCUUGCACCAUGGUUACAUUCUGCAUUAUCAUUUACGGUGCCAAUGGUGGCAACCUGGGUACUGGCUGCAACCAAAAGUACAACGACUCUUGUGACGCUGUCUUCCGCGCCCGUGCUGCCACUUUUGCCGAGCUUACCUGGUUGAUUCUCAUCUCUGCCUGGGAGUUCAAGUCUCUGCGACGAUCAAUGUUCCGUCUCCACCCCGAUGAUGACAGCACCUUCCCCUUCUUCAAGGACAUCUACGAGAACCGCUUCCUGUUCUGGUCCGUCAUUGUUGGUGGCCUCUCCGUCUUCCCUGUCGUUUACAUCCCCUACCUCAACACCGACUUCUUCAAGCACAAGGGCAUCACUUGGGAGUGGGCUCUUGCUGUUGGUUUCACUCUUGUCUUCGUCGCCGGUAUCGAGGCCUGGAAGUUCGUCAAGCGCCAGUUCCAUAUCCUGGAGGACCUCCCUGUCAACCGUGGCCACUGGGGCCAGGGCAGCAACGCCGACGACGAGACGGGCACUAAGUUCCGCAAGACCAUGUCCAUGUCCAGCUUCAAGACGUGGGCCUCCUUCUCCCGCAGGGACACUGGAGAGUCAUUCGGACGUGCAAGCACCAAGGUGGGAAGAACAAGCACCAACCACGUCAGCACUGGCGGUAUUGUGGGCGGUGCGCAGGCCAUUGCCCAGCAACAGCAGAAAGAGGAGGUUUAA